Meloidogyne enterolobii is the source of this 775-nucleotide messenger RNA. The record is from the annotation of a GenBank genome assembly. NCBI's taxonomy places the organism in Eukaryota, Metazoa, Nematoda, Chromadorea, Rhabditida, Meloidogynidae.
AUGACCUGCGGACUAGCUGUUAAACGCCCAUUAGAUUUGGGCCAGGAUGCAUUCGAAUUGAUUGAUGUCAAGAGAGCUCGCCAAAGCGGCGCAAGUCCAAAAUGUUCACCAUUUCGCCCUCAAAUGGGUAUAUUGGCAACUUCAUUGAAUCAGUCAACAACGGGUACUUCAACUUCAAAGCCCUCUAAUGGAUUAAUCAACGUACCAAGUUCACCAUUUGCGGAAAUUUCUGGACGCUGUCAACUUUCGAGCAAUCAACUUGACUCUUAUCUGCGUGCUGAGAUUCAGCAUCUGAAGCGUCGAAAAUUAAUUCCUCGUCGAGCAAAUAUAACAACCAACAGCCUAGAAUUGUCAAGUAGUACGGCAAACUUCCGUAAAGCAAAUUCACCAACUUCUUCGAUCUCUGGAAGUGAUUCUGAUGGUGAAGUUCAUAGCAUUCAAGAUCCAGAAAAGCAACGAGCUGCAAUGUUGGAGUCUCUCUACGAAAAGCCGCAUUUUUCUCUUCGACAAGUAAAGCUGAUUUGUGAGCGCUUACUUAGAGAGCAGGAAGUUCGUCUUCGCUAUGAAUAUGAGACCAUUUUGAAUAAGAAGCUUGAUGAACAACACGAUCAAUAUGUGCAAUUUGCCAAAGAACAAUUGGAAGUUAAUGCUACGAAGAUGGGCGACAUUUCAUGUAUAUAAUUUUUUAAAAGUAGUAGAGAUCGAGCUGUGCGUCCGGGUUGAGGCUUGACUUUUCUGUAUGGGAUAAACUUGAAUUCCAGGAUCCGGUCCGAGU